AUGCAAUCCGAGCCUACUGCAGUUUUCGACCGUUCGCUUUCGGUAGACCCCUCUUUAGACGUGCCCUUCAAUUCUACUCAGCAUGGAAAUGAUUCGCAUGGUGAACACCCAGUCUCUGGGCUUCGCCAUCAGAAGUCUGGGGACUCCAGUGUCGGUCAUGACUCAUGCGAUGGCGGCCAGCAGUCGCCCUUGAAGGAGGCUGACCCUGCGCCGUUCAACGACACAGUCAGUCAGUAUGAGCAUACUGUCGCUCCGUUGAUCCAGAAAGAGGAGGGAGUGAAAUCUAGGAAGAAGCAGCCCUCCAUCUACUCGGGCUUGUCCCUGGAAGCCUUCCCCAAUGAGGUUUUGACGCACAUCCUGUCGCAUCUGCCUCCCCCUUCUCUGUCCUCGAUGGCCCUUGUGUCUCGCCAUUUCCAUGGUCUUGUCACGACGCCUCACGCAUGGAGAAUUGCUUUUUCUCGCUACUUUCCCGGCCCCUACACUGUCGAGGAUGGCGCGUGGCUUUCCGCAGCGAAGUCGUCGGAAACGGUGACGUCUGAUAAGCGGUAUUUCUCCAGGCUGACUGCGCUGGCAUCCUGGAGAAGUGAAUAUAUCAUGAGAACCCGCUUGCUCCGAUCGCUCUCCAGAGGCAAGCCGGCGCAGUUCGAACCGUCCAAGAAAACUGGUACGGUGCGAGCGGCUAGCGUCCGGAAUGGCAGCGCCGUAGCCACCUAUACCUCACAGCUUCUGUACCCUGUCAGCCACUUGCACGGCACCUUCGGAUCGGAAGUCAAGAAGAAGGAGCCUCUCUUCAUCCAUGGCGCUUCGGAGCAAGGCUUCGCGUCGGCUAGCGAUCCCUCAACGGUGAAAGUCGGUACAUGGGGCCUGUCUGACCACCAGUUCUUCCGACACUUUGCAGACCUGUUUCCCGGAGAUGCAGAGUAUGGACUAGGCUCUGGUGAUCAUGUUGGAGCUCCUAACCGCAUGGAUGUUAGCCAGCCCUAUGGUAUGAUCUACGGCGAAGCAUGUCCUCAAGGCCGUACAUACUUCAUCUCGACCACGGAGCAACGCGGGAGGUUCUUGGGCAUCGCGGAUUCCAGUUCACAGCCUAGUCUAGGAAUCCCCGCGCUCAACUUGAUUGCGACCGGUGUUACUGCGGUGUGGAUUGCUAAAUCCUCCAACAUCCUUAAGAUGACCGGCGGUCUGGUCGCGAUGCUGUCAGGCUCCUCUACCGGAGUGCUCACAUCCUACGCCCUUGGUCCUCACCCUACCUAUGAAAAGAGGUACGAGAGGGGCCAAGUGACUGCUAGAUGGGUGCUGUGUCCUGGUGUCCCCAUCAUAUCUAUCUCGGUUGAUGAUAGCUAUUCCCCGAAACGUCAUUCCCGUCGGCGGAUCUGGGCGACCGUCCUGAACGCCUUGGGUGAGGUCUUCUACCUCUCUGACCUCCCGCGACAGCCUGAUGUGCCUACCACAAAGCUGUCUCCUGAGGAAUAUGAGCAGCUUGCUUGGAAGACGGGCAGAAGUGUUCGUUGGGAGCUUGUUGAGUUAAGCCGACGCAUUGCACGGCUUGAUCCAUUCAGUCGUGAUUCGGUCGAUGGCAGCUAUAGCCCUCGGUCGUCGUCGGAUGCCAUGAAGCUCAACGAGGAACAGAUAGCUGCAGAGACAAAGGAAAUUGAGCGCUUCCUGUCCUUCAAGCCCAAGCAUUUCCGGAAGGUAUGCGAGGGAUGGGACAUGAGACGUGAAUUGAAGGUUGAUUUCGCUGGAGACGAUGGUCACGGAGCCGGCGAAUCGUUCCUGGUGAUCAACCGGGGUGUGGGAGAUGACGAGAAAGCUUCGAUCCGCAGAUACACGAGAAAGAUGACUAGACAUGAUGCAUCAUUGUCGAUGCAUGGAUCUCACAACGUGGAGAACGUGCCUGUACCGUCCAUCUUUGGUGGGCCUGUCAAGUCUCCCAUCCUCUCUUCUGUGAGCAGCUCAAGCACUACGGCCCCUUCUCGCGCUUCCAGUGGCUUGAGUGAGACGGUCUGCUCCAUUUCAAACACCGAAUGGCGCAUUACAGAUUUCGACUUUGGUGACAGAAAGUCGGUCCAGAUCACUACGAGUGCCUUGGACCUCUCGACCUAUGCUCUAUUGACAAUCGAUGAAGAUCCUCUCAUCGGUAUGUCGGGCAGCUCCGCACUCUCCUCCGCCACGUCUUCGCCUCUUCCGCAUAUGAAGCAAUCGCCUGGCAAUGCAGAAGUGCCUGGUCAGCGAGGACGCUACUUGGCUGUGGGUACAGCGGCGGGAACGGUCUUUGUAUGGGACAUCCGGUCGCCUACGUCGAAGAAUGCGGAAGUUAUCAACCACGUUUCGCCCAUUCGAAUCAUUCAAACUGAAUCUCCUCAAGUUUCCUGUGUCGCUUUGACCUCGCUGUACCUAGUCCAUGGUGGAAACGACGGCCUGGUGCAGGCCUGGGAUCCCCUUGCUUCUUCGACUCGUCCAAUUCGGACCAUCAACUCACGAUUUUCUACCCGCGCGCGCCGUCGACUUGUUCAAGCCGAGGCAUCAAUCCACGGUGUUGGCAACAAUUACUAUGCCACGGGCGCUAUCUGCCUUGAUCCCGAUCCAACCGUUCUACGGGGCAUGGUCGCCCUAGGAACCCACCUGCGCUACUGGUCCUACAGCUCCUCCGGCGCCGACCAAUACAAGUCCAGCAAGCGUCGGCUCCGUCGCGGUCUUAGGGGUAUCAACUCCACCCCAGAAGGUCAGCGCUUCAACACCAGCGGCCGCGGUGCACUCAAGGACUACAUCGAAGACGAGAAGGUUGAAAUGGAACGCCAAAAGAUUGCUGACGAGAAGGAACGUGCCCACCUCAGCCACCGCUUUGGCGUCGACCUUCUCGGUCCAGACGUCGACGAAGAGCAGCUUCUUGCCUACGCUCAACUCCUCAGCCAAGAGGCCUACUCCAGCGAAGCCCACAAACGCGGUGAAGCAAUCGAGAGCUCAGCAGUGAGCACCUCGCCCAGCGACACCAUUGGGCCAAACGACAGCUCUGUCGCACCCGAUGAGCUAUCCUCUGCAUCGUCGCCUUACGAAGACUUCGCCGAUGGCGACCUCGAUCCCGAUAUCGCUGAAGCCAUCCGUCUUAGUCUCCUCGAUGACAACAAGCCCGGCACCGACCUGGACACAGACACUGGUCCCUUCGACCCACCCUCCCCGUCUCUAUCAGGCCCAGCCGUCGCAGAAAGCAGUCGCCAACAAGAGAUCGAUGAUCUCGAGUUCGCAAUCCAGCUAAGUCUCGCAGAAGCAGAGAGUCAAUCGGGCCAGCACCACCCGACGGAGGAAUUCCCGGCUCUGUCACCGUGGGCGCAGCCAUCUCCUGCUGGGAAGGACAAAGGGAAGGGUCGCGCUUAG
Molecule: messenger RNA, 3372 nt
Organism: Aspergillus luchuensis
Lineage: Eukaryota; Fungi; Ascomycota; Eurotiomycetes; Eurotiales; Aspergillaceae
Product: F-box and WD domain protein
Exons: 2
Coding region: 1-3372 (1123 amino acids)
Biological process (GO): proteasome-mediated ubiquitin-dependent protein catabolic process
Cellular component (GO): cytosol; nucleus; proteasome regulatory particle, base subcomplex
Molecular function (GO): polyubiquitin modification-dependent protein binding
Source: RefSeq, a predicted model, not a curated record